GUACAUUUCAUAGAAGCCAAUGUGCAUGAGUUUAAAGCGCAGGUUCUGUAAUAGUCUGACAGACGUGUGAUGGAGGUUCGUUUUGGACAGGUUCACCUCGCCGUUACGCAAAGACACGGUGGUGUGAACCAGCUUGGCGGAGUCUUCAUCAACGGGCGCCCGUUACCGCACGCGGUGAGACUGCGCAUCGUGGAGCUCGCACAACAGGGUGUGCGUCCCUGUGAGAUCUCCCGCCGCAUGCGCGUCAGUCACGGCUGUGUCAGCAAAAUACUAGCCAGGUACAAUCAGACAGGAAGUAUCCAACCAGGAGUAAUUGGCGGCUCUAAGCCCAAAGUGUCCACUCCCAGAGUGGUGCAAAUGAUCCUGCACCUUAAACGCACUAAUCCUGCCAUGGUCGCCUGGGAGAUCCGAGACAGACUGCUGCUGGAGCAGGUGUGCGACCACAACACUGUGCCCAGCAUCAGCUCCAUUAACAGGAUCAUCAGAAACAAAGUUCACCCUGAAUCUUGUGACGUUGUGUCAUCAACAUCAGCUUUUGCCUUUGGAACCACAUGUUCAUCUGAAUCCACCUAUUCUAUCAGUGGGAUACUGGGCAUCAGAAGGUGCAGCAAACACAAGGAAGACAGGGACAGCUCCUGCACCAUGUCUCACCAUCUGUGUUCCUGUAAUGAUGCCUGGGGAUCGUCUGACCCCUGCCUGACCUCUAUCUCCAGCCUGAACUUUUACUCCGGGUCUCCAUGUCAUUACAGCUGAAGUGACCUGAAUUAAACCUGUAGAGAAGUAUGAUCAAAUAAACCUGCUAACACACACUGUACAUCACCUCUAAUGUUUUAUUUAAAUAAUUUAGGGUCAGAUAUUAUACUCACACUGGUAUCUCAGAGGCUUAGUGGAGCUUCUUCAUCAGUCCAACAUAUUAUCCCCCAUCUCCAGCACCUCUGUGGCCCUUUUCUGCUCAGUCAGUGGUUAAGGGCUAGUAUCAUUAGGGGCCCUGUGAUGAAGAACAGUGACUGUUCCCUCUCCUUGGUGUGAGUCUCCCCUGCCUCCCCCUCCAGGAUGAGGGAUGAGGGGGGAAGGGUGAAGAUAUCGCAGGGACCUGAUGGGUCAAAGAAGGCCGCAGAGAAAGGAAUUUGCAGGUGGCAGUGGGCAUCAGUCCGGAGGAAGUAUCUAAUACUCAACAUUUUUGUUGUUUAUCUCUGUACAGCUAUAUGCAUAUGAACUGAAUAACAUGCAUGAGCAAACAACCUGUACGCCACAAGUGUGGGAUUCUUUCUGUAACGUGAUGUUUCUUUUGUCAGUUGUCUUUCUAUAAAG
Messenger RNA from Sphaeramia orbicularis (orbiculate cardinalfish), 1311 nucleotides. RefSeq names its product paired box protein Pax-5-like. The coding region runs from base 70 to 753 and encodes 227 amino acids. NCBI's taxonomy places the organism in Eukaryota, Metazoa, Chordata, Actinopteri, Kurtiformes, Apogonidae. The record is from RefSeq and is a predicted model, not a curated record. Gene Ontology annotation, biological process: anatomical structure development; regulation of transcription by RNA polymerase II. Gene Ontology annotation, molecular function: RNA polymerase II cis-regulatory region sequence-specific DNA binding; DNA-binding transcription factor activity, RNA polymerase II-specific. The transcript has 7 exons.